Messenger RNA from Ruditapes philippinarum (Manila clam), 3566 nucleotides. Its product is annotated as cholinesterase 2-like. Gene Ontology annotation, biological process: presynaptic membrane assembly; modulation of chemical synaptic transmission; neuron cell-cell adhesion. Gene Ontology annotation, cellular component: synapse; cell surface. NCBI's taxonomy places the organism in Eukaryota, Metazoa, Mollusca, Bivalvia, Venerida, Veneridae. Gene Ontology annotation, molecular function: neurexin family protein binding; signaling receptor activity. The transcript is spliced from 2 exons. The coding region runs from base 111 to 1529 and encodes 472 amino acids. The record is from RefSeq and is a predicted model, not a curated record.
UGGAUUAAAAGGAUUUCUGGAGAGUAAAAAGAUUAAAAUAUGACGAGGACUGUCUGUACUUGAAUGUUUAUGCCCCGGAAUUAAAUGAAGAAGAAAAGCCAUUGGCAGUUAUGGUGUGGAUAUAUGGAGGUGGAUUCACGAUUGGUUUUUCUGACAUGUAUUUAGGACACCACUUGGCAAUACAUGGCAGAGUUAUAGUUGUUACUCUCAAUUAUAGGUUGUCAGUGUGGGGUUUUCUUUCUACCGGCGAUGAGCAUGCGCCGGGUAAUUACGGGCUAUGGGACCAGCAUUUGGGGAUAAAAUGGGUGCAUGAUAAUAUUGCUGCUUUUGGAGGGGACCCGAAUCGGGUGACACUUUUUGGAGAGUCGGCUGGGUCGGCUAGUGUAUUUUAUCAAACACUCUAUCCUGGAAAUAAAGGACUAUUUCAAAGAGCUUUAGGUCAGAGUGGAAGUGUUGGUAACUUUUGGGGGCUUAAUGAAAAGAAUAAAGAAAACGCAAAAAAGAUGGGAAAUCUUGCAAAUUGUGAAGCAGACGGAUCAAAGUCAUUGGUUAAUUGUUUGCGUCAGGUACCAGUUGAAAAGUUAUCAGAUUUCGUUUGUAACUCCACAUACGGACUGGUUACAUUUCCAUCUUCGUUCCUACCAACAUUUGACGGUGACUUUGUAAAAACCGAUCCAAAACGUGUGUUUGACAAAGACAGCGAUAUGUCAAGUGAAGUUGCGGAUUUCUUUUCGAGCUUGGAUGUAAUGACUGGCGUGAACUCGGGAGAGGGUAGCGGUGGCAUAAGUCCGUUUGUAACAGGAAACCCUGACGCUGAAAACUUUACGGCAAACAAAACUUACUUCGAGGAAACACUUGUUCCUGUAACAAUCGGGAAGGUUUUUGGAGAAACAGUGCCCAAAGUUGCAGUAGACGCCGUCAUAUCGGAGUAUACAAACUGGGAAAAUCCUGGUGAUGAAAAUAAUAUUAGAGAAGAAUUCAUUUCCAUGUUUGGUGAUGUUUCAUUCACAAAGGAUUUGUAUGUUACACUUAAUGCACAUUCAAAACUUUCGACCAAUCAGCACACGUAUAUGUAUUUAUUUGAAAUAGUUCCCGAGUUUUCAGGCUUUCUACAGCCCCCGACAUGGUUUAAGAAAUUAGUCCACGGCGGAGAUCUCCCUUUUGUAUUUGGUUUUGUAAAUUCUGAUCAAUUAGAAGAUGAAUUUCAUGCAAAGCCGGCGAAGUGGGAAACACAGUUAUCUGCUGACGUCAUGACGAUAUGGUCUAACUUCGCAAAAACUGGAAAUCCUAAUCUACCGUCAGACCUUGGACUAGAUUGGAUUCCAUACACUCGAAAACAUCAGCAUUAUUUACAAAUAGCACGUGAUAUGACGUCAGCAAAUGUUAAACAACGCUGGAAUACACGGAGGGUAAAUUUCUGGGAGAAUAUCUUACCACGAAUUAUCAAAGCUGCACAGUGUAAUGAACCAAAAUAUACUGAAAAUUUAAACCAAGAAACAUGUGAUAAAGAUAAGAGUUGUUCUCCCUAAGCAAUCACAUAAAGUCGGUCUUUUCUUUUAUAUGAAGUCCGAUAAUACAUGUAUAUGAAUGAUCGGCAAAGAUUUUCGAUUUGUUGAAAAGACCAUAGUGCAUAAUACUUUUUUAAGUGAUUAAGCUUGACUGUACAUGUAGCUUAAUUAUACUGAAAAUAUAACAAACUAGUUAAUCAGGUAAUAAGACUGAGUCUUAGAUCAUUUUAGGACGCAAACUCAUACUAAAACCAUUUUAGGACUUGUAUUCUUACUUCAAAUAUUUUAGGGCUCAAACUUGUAUUAAACAAACUUUUUGGAUUAAAAGCUUGUACUUUAACCUUUUAGAUUACCAACUUCUUCAACUGUCUUAAUAUAUGAAUUUGGUAUUUUAAAAAUGAUAGUACGAUAGUACGCUAACUUGUGCUGCAAUUAUUUCAUGGCGGAGACUUUUGCCGUUUCGCUGGCAUGAAACAAGUAAAGAAAGGUUUCACUGUCUACUCCGUGUACGUUUUGCAAGCUAGUUAAAAUCAAUAUUGUACUAUAGUGGUAUUACACCAACAGUUGAUAAACUGUUAAAUUUAUAGCGCAAGUAGUCUAAGGUUCCAGUGUAAAGAUACUGACAUUGGCCUAGUUUAAACAGCUGUUAAACAAACAAGGUUGUUAAACGUGGUAUUUUUUUUUGUAAAAUAAGACCAUUUUAAAAAUUGAUUAUACUGCUUGAAUAUAUUUCACGCUACAUUUUUUUGUUUAAACAAAACUCAGUAGAAAAGUUUAAAACUUUUCAUUACUGAAAUGUUUAAAAAAGGAAACUAUGGAGUCUUUUUAUGAACAAUCUUCUUUAAUGUUAUACCUAUAGAUGUUUGGGGUUUUUUUUCAGUAAAUUUUAUAUAAUUAGCUUUAUCUUUAUGUUAAUCAGUGUCGAAACUUCCUGUUGUAUUUAAAAUAUCAACUUCCAUAGCUUUAGCUCUUAGCAUAUUUAUGUUUGGAAAGCUUUUGAAAACAAAUAAUUAUUCCUUGUGUUGAUUUUUCAUUCUCUAUCAGAAAAGGGAAAAACUUAACACCAUGUGUCACAUAAUGAAGUCUGUUACAUGCCGUAAUAACCCGGAUAUCUGGUUUUUGGAGUGUUUCUGAAACGCUUUUGCACCGAAUUAGAAAAUGUAUUUAACCUUAAAAGUUUUUUUUUAAAAGUAUCAACUUGCCGAUACCGGAAAACUGGCCCAAAAACACCUGGGAAACUUUGACACCAAUGUAACCAAGUAAUAGAAAGAGCAUCAAAACACGAAUACGUGGUGGCGUAGCCCCCGAGUUUUAAUCAGAUUGCCGAUUGUUUUAAUGUUUUUCUCUUUUGUAUUAUAGUCAAACAUAAAAACACGUUCCCUGUUGUUACAAUAAGAAACCCCAGAAAAAAGUAACCAAUGAAUGAUUAUCUGAAUAUGAAAUUUCUAUCGCUUUUCCCCUUCUCUGCCGUCACAAUAUGUAAACCCCAGCAAAAAUGAGUCAAUCAAUGGGCAUGCUCUGGAGUGCGGGUAACUAAUACCUGCUGCACUCCAGUUAACGCACUGUGCAUGUAAAACUUAUACGUUAAUAUUAUUAAAAUAUAUCUUAUAUGGAGGAUAUUAAAUGAGUGUAGUUUGAUACUAAAUUUAUUGAACGAGUUGAAUAAAAUCAUAUUAUGCGAGCCUCUGGCGAGCAUAAUAUUGUUUUAUUCAACUUGUUCAAUAAAUUUAGUAUUGAGUCUGCACGAAUAUAAUAUUCUUUUUAUCACAUACAUAAAAUAAGAACAGUAAACUGUUAAAAUGAGUAAUUUUUCAAUGACGCACCUAUAGUGUAACGCUAACAUUAGCGCGCUUUAACGCUAUUUUUCUAUAUAGCGCAAAUGACGUCACGUCAAAGUGUUAUUACACUAGUGUAAUAUCGUUUUUAUUAAAUGGCUUUAUUACACUUCUGCGCCGCGGUUUAUCUGAUAAAUGCUAGUAUGUAGAGUGCUAUAUUUGUAAUUGUACUACACAUUAUGUACCACAUUGGUCGUUGACCUUCUAGUUUGAUAUUAAUAAA